GCUGUGCCUCAACACACUUGACUCGCGACUGUUUACUAUCAGAAGACAGCACAGAAUGGGGAGUCCCGCAUGAGCAGAACAGAUAGCCUAAACCCUCAUCUUUCCUGAGUCUCGGCUGAGGAGGAACACAACGUUGUGACUGUUCUGUUGUGUGGUGGUCAUGCAGCACCCUAACUUCGAGACCCACCACCCUCUCCAGCCUGAUGGAGAGCAGGAGCCUGGCUUUGACCCUCUCCACAACUUCAACAAGAACCACAGCCGUGGAGGAUCUCUGGAUAGUAGCAGGUUGUCUUACUCAGAGUCUGAGUCCACCUUCCUUUCCUACAGGAAAGAAUGGGAUGACUUGUUCCUGAACAGUAAUUAUCUGGCCAGGAUUCGGCAGGCAGGCAUCAGCGGCCGAUUGCGGAGCAGCCGAUUCCGCAGUGUGUGCUGGAAGUUGUACCUGGAGGUCCUUCCUGAGGAUAAGAGCCAAUGGCUCAACAAGACCAAGGAGCUGCGAGCCCAGUAUGAGAAGAUCAAAGAGACUCACAUCACCAACCCCCGUAAAGCUGCAGGCCAGCAGGACCUGGUGGUCAACAAUCCACUCUCGCAGGACGAGGGGAGCCUGUGGAACAAGUUCUUCCAGGACAAAGAGCUGAGAGGGAUGAUCAAACAGGACGUGAUGAGAACUUUUCCUGAGAUGCGUUACUUCCAAGACGAGUCUGUCAGGACCAAGCUGACAGACAUCUUGUUCUGUUACGCCCGAGAGAACGAACUGCUACUGUACAAACAGGGAAUGCAUGAGUUGUUGGCUCCUAUCGUGUUUGUCCUGCACUGUGACCAUCAGGCCUUUCAGCAUGCCAGCGAGACCGCGUACCCCAGUGAGGAGAUGCUGUCUCUACUGAAUCCUAUGUUCCAUGAGCAUGAUGCCUAUGCCAUGUUCUCCCAGCUGAUGGAGACAGCAGAACCCUGGUUCUCCAGCUUCGAGAGAGAAGUCAGAAGGGGGAAGGACGAGAUGCUGACCAGCAUGCCGUUCGCCCGUCCGCAGGACUCGGGGCCGUCUGUUGCCAUAGUGACCAAAGUGAACCGCAUCCAGGACCAGCUGGUGAAGAAGCACGACGUGGAGCUGCACAUGCACGUCAACCGCCUGGAGAUCGCCCCGCAGAUAUACGGCAUUCGCUGGGUGCGUCUGCUGUUUGGCCGUGAGUUCCCCCUGCAGGACCUGUUGGUGGUGUGGGAUGCCCUGUUUGCUGACAGCAUCACUCUAGACCUGGUGGACUAUGUCUUCGUAGCCAUGCUGCUCUACAUCAGAGAUGCCUUGAUAGCGAGUAACUUCCAGACCUGUCUUGGCCUUCUAAUGCACUACCCACCUAUAGGAGACAUCCACACCCUACUACACAAGGCUCUGUUCCUCAGAGAUCCCAAGAACAAUCCUCGGCCAGCCAACUACCAGUUUCAACAGAAUCUGGACUACUACAAGACCAGAGGAGCGGACCUGGUCAACAACACCCGUGCCAGUGGCAAGAUGGCUCCUCUCAACAUCAACAAGGUCUCCAGCAGUCUGCUCAGCUUCGGUAGGAAGCUCAUCGCCCCUGCUCUGUCAGGGGCUGGCUCCAGCGGCAUCUCUCCAAUUAAUAGCGAGGUCCUGUCUGCCCCCUCCCCCGUCACUGUGGGUGCUCACCCCCAGGCCGAGCCCUUGUUGUCUGGCCAUGCACCCCUGCAGACGCAGACACCCCCCCAUUCCCAGCACCACCGCCUACUCAAGUCUGAGAGUAUGCCUGUCCACCUGAGCAAAGGCCAAAUCUCCAGGACAGCUAGCUCCUCACCCAGCAUAGAGAGCCUCUCUGGAGGGCGGGGUCACACCACUGCAUCCCCACCCCUUCCUGUCACCAGGGAAAGUGACACCAGCACGUCGUCUCCGCCCCUCUCGGCCACCAAGAAGGAUUCCUUCUUCAACAUCACUCGCUCUCGCUCCCACAGCAAGACCAUGAUGGGCAAGAAAGAGGCUGAGGAGGAGUUGGAGGCCCAGGUGUCCUUCCUGCAGGGUCAGAUCAACGACCUGGAGGCUAUGAGCAAGUACUGUGCCAAGAUGAUGAACACACAUAUUGGUAAGAUCCAGGAGGUGAUCCUACAGGAGCACCUGGAGAAAGAAGACGAGGUGUUGGUGUCACUGGCUGGACUCAAACAGAUCAAGGACAUCCUGAAGGGAGCGCUGCGUUUCAACCAGAGCCUGCUGGAGGCUGAGGAGAACGAGGAGAUCACCAUCGCUGACGACCACUAUGACCACGCCUCCAAUGCCGCUGCAGCCAUCGUAGAACAGCUCGCCAACCGUCACCAUGACAAACACCCCUUCCAGGCCACACCGCAGCGUGGCGACGGUGAUGGAGAACAGAAGGACAGAGAGGAGGAAGAGCAUGAGCACACGGAGUCAGAGCAACAGGCGUCUCCCCCAGAGUCAUCUCUGUCUGUGGGUUCUGAGGGGAAGAACUGGGACGACUACAUCCUGGUCUCGCAGGACGGAGAGCUGCAGCCCACCGAGGGAGGGGCCGAGAGGACCCCUCCAAUCAGACUGCUCCGUGGCUCGCUCAGGGUGGAGCCAGAGGGCGUGGGGGUGUUCCAGGACCCCCUAAUGGGUGCAGCGUCUGGCUCCUCCAGCCCAGACGAGGGCAGCACUCACAGCAAAGACUAUGACUUCACCAUCGUCAACCCCCAGGACCUGUGAGGGACUAUACUGUACUGAUCUGGGUGGGAGUUACCCCUAACCAGAGAUGUAGGAUCAGUUUAUCAAUCCCCUUAUCCCCACCUUAACCAUUAGGGGGAGAAAUGCAAAACUGACCGUAGAUCAGUCUUUAGGGGGUUACUUCAUCCCAACCUGGAGGAUAUGCUGUUUCAUAGGGACAAACCAAUGUGCCACUGCUGGAUGAAACUUGCACAUGUGGACUGGGCUAUGACAGCCAACCUACUGUCAGGCAGUCGCCAAUACUUUAUAAUUUCCUCUGUCUGUCCUCAUGUCUGACACAUUACCCUCUCUAACCUGAUCUGUAUUCCUUGAAUACUAUAGAUCUCUCCUAUGCCUAUUGCCUGCCCUCCUGUAUGCUUGGGUCUUAGCAGUUAUCCAACCCCACCUCUGACUUCAAGACAAGUGACUUUAAUAAUACCCAUUUUGCCACAAGAUGGCACCACUAGGACAGUUCACUACAGGCUACCCUCAGGAGCUGGAAUUCAUACUGCAUUUAUCAGUGUGGGGAAUCCUUUCCCUUCUCUCUGUAUGUAGCAGUAAUUGAAGGGUAGGGUAGUACCCUGUUUCUCCAGGUAGGGGAGCUGUCUGUCCAUCUAAUGCCUGUGUCUAAAGAUGACUUGUCUUACCGCCGUUCAUCUCUUCUUUGAUUGGUCUUUAACUGUUCAAGAGAAGUUGCUCCUAACAGAUCUAGGAUCAGACUCCCAAUCGCUAGUCCUUCACCUACCAUUAGGGGGAUUUUAAAAUAUCUGAUUCUGUAUCGGUUGUUAGGGACAACUUCUAACCAGUGCCUGUAAAAUCAUUGGCAGAUUACCUGACUCCCUCUUUCUCCUUGACGUUGUUAGAAGCUAUUUUAACCUGCACUGCAUUACAAGGUGAAAGUUUUUGUUUUUUUAAGAAAUUAAUUCAAAUUUAUCUAUGGAAUAAUAACAGGUUUCAUUUAUUUCCGGUGUCCCUGUAUUUAGUUCUCUUGCUUCCUGUGGUAGCCAAGUAAAGCAUUGCACAUAAGGGAUGUCCCUAUAACCCAGAUUAACUAGACCAAUAAAAGCAUUGCACAUAAGGGAUGUCCCUAUAACCCAGAUUAACUAGACCAAUAAAAGCAUUGCACAUAAGGGAUGUCCCUAUAACCCAGAUUAACUAGACCAAUAAAAGCAUUGCACAUAAGGGAUGACCCUAUAACCCAGAUUAACUAGACCAAUAAAAGCAUUGCACAUAAGAGAUGUCCCUAUAACCCAGAUUAACUAGACCAAUAAAAGCAUUGCACAUAAGGGAUGUCCCUAUAACCCAGAUUAACUAGACCAAUAAAAGCAUUGCACAUAAGGGAUGUCCCUAUAACCCAGAUUAACUAGACCAAUAAAAGCAUUGCACAUAAGGGAUGUCCCUAUAACCCAGAUUAACUAGACCAAUAAAAGCAUUGCACAUAAGGGAUGUCCCUAUAACCCAGAUUAACUAGACCAAUAAAAGCAUUGCACAUAAGGGAUGUCCCUAUAACCCAGAUUAACUAGACCAAUAAAAGCAUUGCACAUAAGGGAUGUCCCUAUAACCCAGAUUAACUAGACCAAUAAAAGCAUUGCACAUAAGGGAUGUCCCUAUAACCCAGAUUAACUAGACCAAGUAAAGCAUUGCACAUAAGGGAUGUCCCUAUAACCCAGAUUAACUAGACCAAUAAAAGCAUUGCACAUAAGGGAUGUCCCUAUAACCCAGAUUAACUAGACCAAUAAAAGCAUUGCACAUAAGGGAUGUCCCUAUAACCCAGAUUAACUAGACCAAUAAAAGCAUUGCACAUAAGGGAUGUCCCUAUAACCCAGAUUAACUAGACCAAUAAAAGCAUUGCUCUUGCUAAAGUAUGCCUGUGUCGUUGUGGCUUUGUACUGCUUUUCAACAGGACAUUGUAGUCUGUAGCAACAUGCUGAAUUGUGAGUACAACUUAACUCUUCAGCCGUACAAAUUGAAUAGAGCCUGACCCCUUAGUGUGUUUGAGUGUUGUCGGUCAGUGAUCACCAGACUGAUGUGUGUGUGUGACAUUUGAAAAUGCCAGUUCAAUACUUUGUGGCUUCUCUUUGAUGUCAGGCCCUAGUUGUCUCUCUGAUUGCAUGUGUGGCUAUCAAGAGUCCAGGGUCAAAGCUGUGUGAUUUUUGAGAGCACUGUUUUAUGGUAAUAAAGACACAGACAGAUUAUAAAUUA
Molecule: messenger RNA, 4900 nt
Organism: Oncorhynchus masou masou (cherry salmon)
Lineage: Eukaryota; Metazoa; Chordata; Actinopteri; Salmoniformes; Salmonidae
Product: TBC1 domain family member 5-like
Exons: 22
Coding region: 161-2701 (846 amino acids)
Biological process (GO): activation of GTPase activity
Molecular function (GO): GTPase activator activity
Source: RefSeq, a predicted model, not a curated record